AUGGCGCCGAGCUGCGACGACGUGGCCGCGUCCAUGCUCCUCUGCGCCGAGGAGCACAGCAGCAUCCUGUGCUUUGAGGAGGAGGAGGAGGAGUUGGAGGCGGUCGGGAGAAAGAGAGGCCGGUCGCCGGACUACGGGGACGAUUUUGGCGUGGAUUUGUUCCCGCCGCAGUCGGAGGAAUGCGUGGCCGGUCUGGUGGAGAAGGAGCGGGAGCACAUGCCGAGGGCGGACUACGGCGAGAGGCUGCGCGGCGGCGGCGGCGGCGGCGUCGAUCUCUGCAGUCCGCCGGGAGGCCAUCGACUGGAUUUGGAAGCCGCCAAGAUGGAGGAAACCGCCGUCCCGCAAUCCCUGGACCUUCAGGUCGGAGACGCGCGCUAUGUGUUUGAGGCGAAGACGAUCCAGAGAAUGGAGCUCCUUGUUCUAAGCACCCUCAAUUGGAGGAUGCAGGCCGUCACACCUUUCUCCUACAUGGAUUACUUCCUAAACAAGCUCAAUGGUGGCAACGUGGCGCCAAGAAGCUGGUUCUUUCAAUCCGCAGAGCUUAUCUUGUGUGCAGCCAGAGGAACCUGCUGCAUAGGGUUUAGGCCGUCUGAGAUCGCCGCCGCAGUUGCAGCCUCCGUGGUCGUCGGAGAAGUGAACGUCUCAGGCAUUGAGAACGCCUGCACCCACGUAGAUAAGGAGCGGGUGUUGCGGUGCCAGGAAGCGAUCCAGUCCAUGGCGUCCUCGGCCAUUGACACUGUGCCACCAAAAUCUGCGAGCGGCAGGACCUCCUCCCCUGUGCCUGUGCCGCAGAGCCCUGUAGGGGUGCUGGACGCGGGCUGCCUCAGCUACAAGAGCGAAGACGAUGCCGCGGCAGCAGCCACUGUUGCUGCCUCACAUGGGGCCUCUGGCUCUUCAAGCUCCUCUCCCCCAGUGACCAGCAAAAGGAGAAAACUCACCAGCCGAUGA
This is a messenger RNA of Miscanthus lutarioriparius, 948 nucleotides long. The record is from the annotation of a GenBank genome assembly. Lineage: Eukaryota; Viridiplantae; Streptophyta; Magnoliopsida; Poales; Poaceae.